CCUUAUGAAUGUAACCAAUGUGGUAAAGCCUUUUCAUAUCAUAGUCAUCUCCAAAGACAUAAAAGAACACAUACUGGAGAGAAGCCUCAUGAAUGUAAUCAAUGUGAUAAAGCCUUUUCAUGUCACAGUAGUCUCCAAAGACAUAAAAGAACACAUACUGGAGAGAAACCUUAUGAAUGUGAUCAAUGUGGUAAAGCCUUUUCACAAAACAGUAGUCUCCAAAGUCAUAAAAGUACACAUCUUGGAGAGAAGCCUCAUGAAUGUAAUCAAUGUGGUAGAGCCUUUUCACGUCACAGUAAUCUCCAAUAUCAUAAAAGAACACAUACUGGAGAGAAACCUUAUGAAUGCAAUCAAUGUGGUAAAGCCUUUUCACAGCACAGUAGUCUCCAAUAUCAUAAAAGAACACAUACUGGAGAGAAACCUUAUGACUGUAAUCAAUGUGGUAAAACCUUUUCUCGUCACAGUCAUCUCCAAUAUCAUAAAAGAACACAUACUGGAGAGAAACCUUAUGGUUGUAAUCAAUGUGGUAAAGCCUUUUCAUAUCACAGUAAUCUCCAAUAUCAUAAAAGAACACAUACUGGAGAGAAACCUUAUGAAUGUAAUCAAUGUGGUAAAGCCUUUUCACAACACAGUAGUCUCCAAUAUCAUAAAAGAACACAUACUGGAGAGAAACCUUAUGAAUGUAAUCAAUGUGGUAAAGCCUUUUCACGUCACAGUAAUCUCCAAAGUCAUAAAAGUACACAUCUUGGAGAGAAGCUUCAUGAAUGUAAUCAAUGUGGUAAAGCCUUUUCAUGUCACAGUAGUCUCCAAUAUCAUAAAAGAACACAUACUGGAGAGAAACCUUAUGAUUGU
Molecule: messenger RNA, 852 nt
Organism: Arvicanthis niloticus (Nile rat)
Lineage: Eukaryota; Metazoa; Chordata; Mammalia; Rodentia; Muridae
Source: RefSeq, a predicted model, not a curated record